Messenger RNA from Dentiscutata heterogama, 192 nucleotides. Lineage: Eukaryota; Fungi; Glomeromycota; Glomeromycetes; Diversisporales; Gigasporaceae. The record is from the annotation of a GenBank genome assembly.
AUUAUUAUGAAACAAAACUUAACAUCUGAUAAAGAUCUUGAUAUAAAAAACGAAUUUAUGAUCGCUGAUGAAAUUAUUAAUUCAAUGAUGAAUAUCUCUUCAAUAAAUCAUGAUUCCAUGUAUACUAGCAAGUUGAUUGAUAGUCGAAAGAUAAAAAGUACCUACAGCUUGGACACACAUGAUUUACAUUAA